CACAGAUCGCAGAAGAAAUGAAGCCAAGUCCUUUUGUUAUUUCGAUAUUAACAAAGCUUAUCUCCAUUAUACCCAAAUGGAAAAUCAUUCCUAGUCAAGAUAUCAUCGAGAUUUCAUAUAAAGAGCCAGAAAUAAGAAAACAGGUUAGAGAAAAUCCGUUAUGCUCCAAAGGACGACCACGCUUGAAAACUGCGUAUGAGCUCUUAAGGAUCAGCAACGACUUGGAGAAGUCACUUAAAGAGGUUUCAUUGCCGUUUAUGGUAUUACACGGAGGUGAUGAUAAAGUAACAGAUAAAGCAGUGAGCCAAGAACUGUACAAGGUUGCGUUGAGCGCUGACAAGACCUUAAAGUUGUACCCUGGGAUGUGGCACGGUUUGCUCAACGGCGAGACACCAGAGAACAUUGAAAUUGUCUUUGCCGACGUCAUCGGAUGGUUGGAAAAAAGAAGUGAUUAUGGAAAUGAUAGGUUUGAGUCGGAGCUUAAACAGAAUAAUGAUGGUUUUAAUUUCAAGGAAUAGUCGUUUGACUUGCUACAUUUUUUUACACAAGUGUUUUGAUGAAAUUCUGGUGUUUUGCAUUUUGAUUUUUAAUGCUGCUAUUGUGAAUUAUACUAUAUAUUUAAAGAAAAAUUAUUUCAUGUUUACGCUU
Arabidopsis lyrata subsp. lyrata is the source of this 648-nucleotide messenger RNA. RefSeq names its product caffeoylshikimate esterase. Lineage: Eukaryota; Viridiplantae; Streptophyta; Magnoliopsida; Brassicales; Brassicaceae. Gene Ontology annotation, cellular component: membrane. Gene Ontology annotation, molecular function: lipase activity. The transcript has 3 exons. The record is from RefSeq and is a predicted model, not a curated record. The coding region runs from base 18 to 518 and encodes 166 amino acids.